AUGAAAGCACCGCUCAAAGUUUCUUGCAAAUUCUCCUUCUUCGAAAUUUCUGAUUUUUUCAACCUUAACGUAAAUUGUUAUUUGACAGAUUCAAUUUCAUUUGGAGAAUCGCCUGUAUCAAUGGGGGAAGCUCCAGCUUUCUUAGUAGAUGAUCUUCAGAAAGAUUUAACAAAUGGAUUUCAUUUAAAAUUGAAAGGCCAUGAAACGGCUAUUAACAUUGGCCACAAUAAAACGUAUGUCAUUGCUGGGAUGGAAAAUGAAUCGACUUCGAACAUUGAAGUUCGAAUUUAUGAUAAAUAUACUGAUGAAUGGGUGAUCCCUAUUGUGUUGGGAACAAAACCCAAGUCAUCAAAGGGCCAUACAGCUGUUCUUUUGGAUGAAGACAAGAUUUUGGUUAUUAAGGGAAAUUCCACUUCUGAUGAUUGCUUUUGGUUUCUCGAGGUCAAUACUGCAUUUGUUAGAGAACAGAAGAAGAGAUUUGAGACUGAUGUGGUUGCUUGGAGUAGAGGAGUUAUUGGUGAAGCUGAAAUACCCAUUGUAAUUAGCGGUCCUUCUGGAGUUGGUAAGGGUACCCUAAUUUCUAAACUGAUGGAAGAAUUUCCAUCAAUGUUUGGAUUUUCAGUAAGCCACACAACCCGUGCUCCAAGGAGCAAAGAGCAGAAUAGGGUGCAUUACCAUUUCACUGAACAUAGUAUCAUGGAGAAAGAUAUAAAGGAUGGAAAGUUCCUUGAGUUUGCAUCCGUUCAUGGAAAUCUCUAUGGAACCAGUAUAGAAGCUGUCGAGGCAGUCACGGAUAAAGGAAAGAGAUGCAUCCUCGACAUUGAUGUUCAAGGAGCGAGGUCUGUGAGGGGUAGUUCUCUAGAAGCCAUUUUUAUAUUUAUUAGUCCUCCCUCAUUUGAAGAUCUUGAGAAGCGCCUGCGUGCAAGGGGGACAGAGACAGAAGAACAGAUCCAAAAGCGGCUCAAAAAUGCUAGGGCGGAGAUUGAACAAGGAAACUCACCAGGCCACUUUGAUUGUAUCUUGGUGAAUGAUGACCUUGAGACUUGUUACAAGAAUCUUAAGAAAUUAUUGGGCCUUAGUGAGGGUGCUGAGACCCCACACAAAUUAUUGCCAGAAUCGGUCGAAAUACAUCUGGAGCAUAGAGUUUCGAAAAUUGAUCAGAAGAUCCUCAUAAACUGUGGAAAUUCAGAAGAAAACUCGUAUAGAAACAUGUUUUUGCUGGAUUUAUCUGCAAUUAAAGGUGGGGCACCAGGACGGACAAGGGGGUUGAACUUGCUCACUGUCGAACCAUCCAUAAAUGGCACCAAAAUGCUAAGCUAA
This is a messenger RNA of Fraxinus pennsylvanica, 1320 nucleotides long. The record is from the annotation of a GenBank genome assembly. Lineage: Eukaryota; Viridiplantae; Streptophyta; Magnoliopsida; Lamiales; Oleaceae.